CCGAAUCACCUUCUUCGUCCCUCUCUCGUGCUCCUUCGUCCUCGCCUCCUUCUUCCCCUUCUCUCCGAUCGGCGUCGUCGGCAUCCGUGGAAGACCUUGCCUAGCAGGAUGAACCAUCGCCAACAGGAGCAUGAACUGCUCGAGCACUUCCAGCCGCCCAUUUCGGACGCUCUUCUCCGGAACCAGUUCAACGACGAUCGGCAGCUGCGCUUCGACAUUCAGCAGGUAAACGUGCCGGCACCCAGCGUUGUUGACUUGGUGGUGUACUCGCUCCUCGCGCAGCGGGUGACGUACGCGGGUGUCUAUGUGGACAUAUCGCCCGUGCCUGGCCAGGAAUCCAUGCGAGUCUUCAUCGAGUUUCGAGCCAUCCAGGUGGCUACGAACUUUGUGCACAGCGUCGCUACGUUCACCGGGGAUUUGACCGUCUUGCCCGGGCACGAUCGGGAGCCGGCGUAUAGAUUCUUGCGCGAUUAUGCCCUUCAGGUGGCGAGAUCGGUGGCGAGAUCGGUGGCGCGAGUGCAGGCCCGGGGCACUCAUCUCUUCACUGCAUACGAAGGACUUCUGCGGCGGACUCCGGAGGGAGCACUUGCAUUGGUGCCGCAGCUUCCCGCACUCCUUCCUCCCGCCGAGCCCCUCAACAUCCAAGCUCUCCCUUAUUCUAUGCGCAACUUUCCCGAGUACCUAGUGGAGCUCACGGACGUGGAGCAGUUGUCGCCCGCCGACGAGGACGCGUGGGAGCUGCAUCGGGCACUGUAUUCAUCGGUGGUGCUGGGCAUGUUCACAUUCUUCAUGGAGCACGAAGUUCAUAACGUCGGCGAAUUCCUCCACGUGUACUAUGUGAUCGCCAAGCCGAAGCCGGAGCGGAAGGAGGGAACAAUGGCGCUUUAUCCUUUUGGGAGGAUCGGAACGAAUCGCCCAGGGCUCCUACAACUCAUUCACAUCGAGCUGCUGUCCAUUGCGCAGGUAAUCGCUGCGGAAGAAGAAGACUUGCAACUCAGACUACGGACCACCUCAGCUCCGUGCAGAUCGUAUAACGCGGCGGUGAUACCUGACUAUCUGGCGCGUGAAGGGGAGUCCGUGGUGGACUUCGGGCACGAAGAUAAGCCGCUGCGGCCUCCAUCAUCGUAUCCAAAGUCGGCGGCCUUGAAGGCACCAAGAAAGAGAACCGUCCCGAAGCACCGACGAAGUCCAUCGCCGGAAGCUCAGGCCAGUCGAGUGGGGCCUGUCGAGGAGGUCGUCCAGCCUGUGUCGGUGCGCGAAGUCGAUCCGGUUCGCGAGAGAAGAGCCACACUCGUCAUCGGGCCCCGACCGGGGGAGGACCGCCCCGCCGAAGAGCCGCGGAGAUCCACAGGCCAUCCGGAGUCGACACCUCAUCGGCCCCGCCUCCCCGAUCUCAACAGCCAUGCAGCUGGGCCAUCAAGCGCAGGGGGGGGAUUGGGACGAGUUCCAUACCCCCCCUCCUUGCAGGACCGCUCCAAUUUCGCCAGCCCGCCCGGGAUACCCCGGUCAUUGACAUUAGCAGUUCUCCCGAGCCGGACGGUCCAUCAAACCGACGUGGAUCACAUGGUGGAACUGGCCACCCUCCGGCUUGAGGCCAUCGAGGGGGCGCCACGUCCUGACCCGGCAUGGGAGGCGUUCUUGCAGCCUCCAUUCGAUGGAUGUAUAGCGGCAAGAUUGGUGGGCACGCUCAUCUACGAGACAGGCGGGCGGCCCAAUAUUAUGUACCAUAUCCCGGUCUUCGUGGCGGUUAAGCGGGAGCGGAGGCCGUACACGGAGACCCAUCUGGUGCUGACGGGUUCGAGAAAUCGGCCGCUGCGACGAUAAAUCAUUCGAGCGAUCGCCGAUCUCGCACCACG
Molecule: messenger RNA, 1856 nt
Organism: Chara braunii
Lineage: Eukaryota; Viridiplantae; Streptophyta; Charophyceae; Charales; Characeae
Source: the annotation of a GenBank genome assembly